AUGGAGGGAUCGGCGACGGAGGGAAAUCACGGAGGCGAUCCCCGCGCCGAGCAUGCCGCAACCAAGGAGUCCAAGGCGGCGGCAACGCAACACCAUCUGACGCUGCUCCAGCCGACCGUGGUCGAAGUUUCUGCAGCCGUGCUGGAUAAGGACAAGGUGGGGGAGCACGAGUCGGUGGGGCUGGUCGGUGGCUCUCCACCUUCUGGUGGACGGGGGAGGCGUAGGCAGAGGAAGAGCGAUGGGGAGGACGAUUAUGACACCGCCGUGCCCGGGGACCUCAUUACGCGGGCGAAGAGGCGGCAGACGACAGGUAGUGCUGACGACGCCGGAGGCGCGGCAGUUGGGACACCGCGAGGCGCCAAGGAAGCUAGUGGCAAGGCGGGCGGUCAAGCAUUGCGCCAGAAGGGCCGACCCGCAGCAAGAAAAGCAUCCGGCGGAAGGAGAGGCAAGAAAGCAGCGACGGGAACAAAGCCGAAACGGGGCGAUGAAGACCCCGGUGAUGCGGAGGAGGAGGAGGAUGAGGAGGAGGAUGCGGAGGGAGAGGAGGAUGAAGAGGAAGCGGAGGAGGAUGACGCGGAUGUUGGGGAGGAUGAAAAAGAUGAGAAUGAUGGCGGGGAGGACGAAGAGGAGGAGGAGGAGGAGGAGGAGGAUGAGGAGGAGGAGGAGGAGGAGGAGGAGGCAGAGAAGGAGGAGGAGGAGGAGGAGGAGGAGGCAGAGGAGGAGGAGGAGGAGGAGGAGGAGGAGGAGGAGGAGGAGGAGCAGGGUGACGACGAGGAGGAGGAUGUGGAGGAGGAGGAGGAGGAGGAGGCAGCGGAGGAGGAGGAGGAGGAGAAGGAGGAGGAGGAUGUGGCGCCAGCAUUGGGCCGCCCGUAA
Messenger RNA from Closterium sp. Naga37s-1, 873 nucleotides. The record is from the annotation of a GenBank genome assembly. Lineage: Eukaryota; Viridiplantae; Streptophyta; Zygnematophyceae; Desmidiales; Closteriaceae.